This is a messenger RNA of Zonotrichia albicollis (white-throated sparrow), 1867 nucleotides long. RefSeq names its product keratin, type II cytoskeletal 4. Gene Ontology annotation, molecular function: structural constituent of skin epidermis. Lineage: Eukaryota; Metazoa; Chordata; Aves; Passeriformes; Passerellidae. The record is from RefSeq and is a predicted model, not a curated record. Gene Ontology annotation, cellular component: keratin filament. Gene Ontology annotation, biological process: intermediate filament organization; keratinization.
UUCUACCUUCAAAUAAGCCACAAUGAGCAGGCAGGCACCAACGGUGAGAUCUGUCCUGGGACGAAGAGGCUUCAGCUCAGCCUCGGAGAUCUGCGGCCGCAGCUACGCGGCGUCGGCCAGCCAGCCGGUGCGCUGCGGCGCCUACAGCAGCAGGAGCGUCUGCAACCUGGGCGGCAGCAGGAGGAUCUCCUAUGUCAACGGGGGCUGCGGCACCGCCUGCUUUGGGGAGAUGGGCUUCGGCGGCAUGGGCUACGGGAACGCUGCAGGAGGCAGGGUUGGCCUGUGCGGCCCCCGCGGAUACAGCAUCGUGCGGGGGUACCCCGAGCGCAAGGCCGACGGCAUCCAGGGCAUCUGCAUCGACGAGCGGCUGCUGAAGCCCCUCUGCGUCGGGGUGGACCCGCUGGAACACGAGAUACGCUGCCAGGAGAAGGAGCAGAUCAAGACCCUCAACACGCAGUUUGCCUGUUUCAUCGACAAGGUUCGAUUCCUGGAACAGCAGAACAAAGUGCUGGAGACCAAGUGGGGCCUCCUGCAGCAAUACGUGCUGCCAAAAAAAGGGAAAAACCUGGAACUGUACUUCGAGAAUUACAUCUGUGACCUGCGAAAGCGCCUGGACUGUUUGCUGUGUGAAAAGCAGAAAUUGGGCAGUGAAGAAUGUGCCACAAGCCAGCUGGUGGAGGAGUUCAAGUGCAAGUAUGAAGAGGAAAUCAACAGGCGCACAACUGUGGAGAAUGAAUUUGUGGCACUCAAAAAGGAUGCAGAUUGCAUCUUCUUAAACAAGGAAGAGCUGGAGGUGAAGGUGGAUCUGUUAAGGAGGCAGCUGGAGCUGCUGAAAUGUGUGUUUGAGGAGGAAAGGGCCCAGGUCGAUCGCCAGCUCUGCGACACCUCGGUCAUCGUCAAGAUGGACAACAACCGAGACCUGGACAUGGAAAGCAUCAUCAAGAACGUCGAGUGCUGGUACCAGGAGAUUGCCCAGAAGAGCAAAGAAGAAGUUGAUGCUUUCUACCAGAACAGGUUUCAGGAGCUGCAGGAUAAGAGAGGGAAAUUCUGCCAUGACCUGCAGAGCAACAAGUGUGAGAUUUCAGAGCUGACACGGAUGAUCCAGAAGCUGCAGUGUGAGCUGGAGAGCGUCAAGAAGCAGGUCUCCUGCCUGCAAACUUCCAUUUGUGAUGUUGAGCAGCGUGGGGAUUGUGCCCUCAAAGAUGCUCGAGAAAAGCACGUUGAGCUGCAGAAUGCUCUACAGAAGGCCAAGGACGAGCUGGCCUGCAUGCUGCGGGACUAUCAGGAGCUGCUCAAUGUCAAGCUGGCCCUGGACAUCGAGAUUGCCACCUACAAGACUCUGCUGGAGGGUGAAGAGAGCAGGAUAUGUGUGGGGAACCCUGUGAGCGUGUCUGUGGUCAGCAGUGGCUACAACAUCCCUGAUGACUGCGGGAUGAUGGCCAACGGGGCCGUGUGUGGCUACGGCUCCCUGGGCAGGCGGGCCGGGCGCCACAGCUCCCAGACCGGUGGGUUCAGCUCCCGCAGCGCCGGCAUCCACCCCAAGAGAGUCCUCAGCUCCGUGGCCAAGCAGUGCAUGCCAGAGGUGUUCUGCCAGGCUGGAGGGGUCAGCUGCAAAGCCGGCGGGUUCAGCUCCCGCAGCGGAGGGUACCCAGCCCGCACCGUGGUCAGCGCUGGCAGCGCGGGCAUGAAUGCCAGGAUGGGGCCCUGCCAGGCUGGACAAGUGCUCAGCUUUGGGAACCAGGGCUGCGUCAUCCGGCAGCUGGCGGGGCCCCCCGUCGUUGUGUCCAGCAGCACUGAGGUCAUGGGGUGCAACAACGGCGUGGUGGGGAAUUUUGGGGUCGUCAGAGACCCCUGUGUGGUCCCAUAG